UUUUAAUUUUCCAAAACAUUGCCUUAACCCCUCAACCAUUUAGAACUGCUGACAAAGAUUUUUGGAGCAUUAAAAUCACUCGUUGAAUAAGGUACAUUCAUGUAUUAAUACCCCAUUUAUUUUUUGUUCUUUCUUUUCCCCUACAUCGACAUUAAAUAAACUACUCUAUACAGCAAAACAAAAGGCAGCAAAACGUUUAAAACAAUUAUAGAAGUAUUCAUUUGUCUCUUCACUUAACACUUUAAGAUCAUCUCAAAUCAUCAAUUUCUUUACUCCAAAAAUCCUCCAUUUUUUCUCUCUUCAUCAUCACCACAUAUCACUGUUAUUCUGUUAAUGGAUUAUGAUUUGAAGAUUGCGAACAAGAAGGAUGUCAUUCUAACAACUCCUCUCUCUCUGGAAGGGAUAUCAGAUAAUAAUUACAGACCUCCCAAUAUUCUUCAACUCAUUCUUAGCCUCUUCCACAAUGUUAGACCUGGUGCUGAUCUUACUCGUUUUCAGCUACCUCCCUGGUUUAACACGCCAAAAUCACAACUACAAUGUUAUGGAGAACUAGUAUAUUGUGUGAACAAGGACAUGCUUAGCAAAUGCGCCACCGGAGAGACUGUCGUGGAUCGGAUGAUUGCGGUUGUUGCUUGGUGCAUCUCCACCAUUCGUACGCCGAAAUUUGGUGUUGCUCCAUACAAUCCCAUUCUUGGCUGCAGAGAUUCAAAAACCAAUGCAAGCGGGAAGGCAAGGGAAGGGAAGGAAUUUCAAAUUUUUUUUGGAGCGACGCGCCGAUUGAGAGGAAAAGCCUUUAUCGAAUUUGAAUCGAUAACUUCACCUUACCAUGGCGUUACUCUACCACUGAGUUAAAAGGGUCCUCUUAGCCAAUUCUUAAAUCGAACUUAUCACCAUGAACAAUUAUAUUUUAAUGGUCUAUUAGAAGCAGGUAGUCUACUCACUGGAUAGAUAUAGUUAUGUCUCUAGGCCAAACGACGUUCGGGCCAUGGGUCGAACG
Molecule: messenger RNA, 997 nt
Organism: Beta vulgaris subsp. vulgaris (sugar beet)
Lineage: Eukaryota; Viridiplantae; Streptophyta; Magnoliopsida; Caryophyllales; Amaranthaceae
Product: oxysterol-binding protein-related protein 4C-like
Exons: 3
Coding region: 334-852 (172 amino acids)
Cellular component (GO): cytosol; intracellular membrane-bounded organelle; membrane
Molecular function (GO): sterol binding
Source: RefSeq, a predicted model, not a curated record